CAUAGCCACUGACUCAGGACUGACUGAUAGCAUUUAAGUAUUGGCUUCCGAAAAGGUUUUCUCGGGGAAAAGGGAAAAACUGGAUGUAGAGGGCAAAGAAACCGUUUAAUAUAUUUUUUUAUAAAGAGGUCGCGAGCUAUAACAGCCGUGGUCGCUUACAUCUACGGCACUGAUUGAAGCUCGGAGUCGGUCAAGUGCGGUGAACUUUGGGUUUAUCAUUUUGUCGUUGUUUUAUAGUUUGCAACUUUCUCAGGAUACUUUGAACUGCUCUCCAAUAGGCAUUAUCACGACAGGAGGUUAUUAACCUACUGGUUUUGAACAUGUUAGCUGUAUAUUACUUACUAAAAAACAUGUCUGCGAUAGACCCACUUUGCUGAGUAGGCAUUGCUAGAGGCAUUGUGGCUCUUUUGUAAAGUGCACUUUUAAGGUUACUAAAAAGGCAGAGAUUUGAUGUUAAUUAAAUGAGACGUGCGCUCUAGUGGGUCACUCCCGCUAGAGAUAACAGAGCACAGUACGCAACGAAAGGUGAGACGGUCUGUUAACGCUGUAACACAACUUCAAGGAGAAAGCUGCAUGGACUCAUAGGUUCACAUAUGAGUGAAGACAACUCACCAACAUGUAUGGAGGGUCAGUUUGUAGUGCGGCUCUGACUGUAACAUUAGAAUGGAGCUCUUUUCUAGGAUACACGUGCACUGUUGAAGACUGUCGUAGAUUUCUUGCUAAAGAAUAGUUUGUACACACUUUUCUUCAGAGUUUUUACUACUUUUACCAAAAACCCUGCAAGCAAUAACUCGCCAAAGAAAUCGUUCAUUACACCGUCGGGAUUAAACCACGACCAUCUGCGAUUGUUUUUCCUCGCGCCGGUACGAUGGCCUCCAAAUCGCUGAACAUCUUCUUCUGGUUGCUCUGGAGACGGACCUUCCUCGCGGUGUGGCUGUGUGCGCUAGUGGCGCGUGGAGGAGCGGAGGAUGACAGCGCCUUCAACUCAGAGUCAUGGCUGAGGAUGUACGGUUACCUGCCCCAGGCCAGCAGACAGAUGUCCACCAUGCGAUCAGCUCAGAUCUUGUCUAAUGCAAUCAGCGACAUGCAGGGGUUCUACAGCCUGGAGGUCACUGGACAGAUGGACCCUCAAACAGUCAGUGCCAUGCAGAGACCCCGCUGCGGUGUGCCUGACAAGUUUGGAGGCCAGAUCAAAACCAAUGUGCGACGGAAACGCUAUGCCCUCACGGGACAUAAAUGGAACAAGAGCCACCUCACUUACAGUAUCCAGAACUACACUCCCAAGAUUGGAGAGUAUAACUCAUACGAAGCCAUCCGUCGGGCGUUUAAAGUCUGGCAGAAGGUGACCCCAUUGACCUUUGAUGAAAUCCCCUACCAGGAGAUCAAAUAUGGACGCCGCAAGGAGCCUGACAUUAUGAUCUUUUUCGCUUCGGGUUUUCAUGGAGACAGUUCACCGUUUGAUGGGGAGGGGGGCUUCCUAGCUCAUGCGUAUUUCCCUGGACCUGGAAUGGGUGGGGAUACUCACUUUGACUCGGACGAACCAUGGACCAUAGGAAACCAGAACGUACAAGGUAAUGACCUCUUCCUGGUUGCGAUCCAUGAGCUGGGCCACGCCCUUGGUUUAGAGCACUCCAACAACCCACUGGCCAUCAUGGCUCCCUUUUACCAAUGGAUGGAGACGGAUGACUUCCAGUUGCCUGAGGACGACCGGCGCGGCAUACAGCAGAUCUAUGGUCAAACAAACAGCGGCCCCACCCAGGCCCUGCCCACCGUGACGCCACGUCGCCCGGAACCCAGGCCCCCACAAACUCCUCCUCGGCAUCCUGACCGCCCCAGGACCACUGAGAGACCAGAUCACUACGGGCCCAAUAUCUGUGAAGGGAACUUUGACACGGUUGCUAUGCUCCGAGGAGAGAUGUUUGUUUUCAAGGGCCUGUGGUUCUGGCGGGUGCGUAGGAACAGGGUUCUGGAUAACUACCCCAUGCCCAUCAGUCACUUCUGGAGGGGUCUGCCUGGAGACAUAGACGCUGCCUACGAGAGACACGACGGCAGGUUCGUCUUCUUUAAAGGAAACAGAUUCUGGCUUUUCAGGGAGGCUAACUUGGAACAGGGCUAUCCAAUGGAGCUGGUUGAUUAUGGUCAAGAUAUUCCCUAUGACCGAAUUGACACAGCCAUCUGGUGGGAGCCAUCCGGCUACACUUACUUCUUCCAAGGAGACUGGUACUGGCGCUUCAACGAGCAGUCGCGCUUGGCUGACCGAGGCUACCCGAAACCAAUCAGCAUCUGGGGAUCGUCAGUGCCCUCUUCUCCCAAGGGGGCCUUCCUCAGUGAUGAUGGAGCGUACACCUUCUUCUACAAGGGUUCCAAGUACUGGAAGUUUGACAACCACCGCAUGAAGAGUGAACCGGGCUACCCCAAGUCCAUCCUGAGGGACUUCAUGGGUUGCAGCGUGGACCUUGACCCAGACAGAGACACAGAAACAGACUCAGGGCGCAAACACCCAGAGGUUAACCGGCCACCGAUCAACCCUGACGCAGACGGACGUGACGGUGACAAGGGCAAAGACCGGGAGGGAGCGGAUGGCGGUGGAACGGACAAAGACCCGGGCAAAGGGUCGGACAACGACAAAGAUGAAGACUACCGUGAGGGUCGCGAGGAAGACACCAACGAGGUGGACGUGGUGCUGAAGGUGGACGACAGCGAGGAGCGGACCAUGCACAUCCUGAUGGUAACCAUCCCCCUGGUCCUGGUGCUGUGCAUUCUAGGACUGAUCUACGCCAUCAUCAACACGCUGCAGAGCAAAGGGGCGCCGCGGCUGCUGGUGCACUGCAAGCGCUCACUGCAGGACUGGGUCUGACCCUUGACAUGAAGGGACACUGAACUUUGAACUUAAAUUGGACCUUAGACAGCGCGCUCCUCUAAUCCUGGGCUCUUCCCAGUGACCCAUCUGUCACACGUCUCUGUGCUCAGUGGCUCCUGCAACUCUUAGUACAUGUGGUAGUAGAUCAAAUACUGUGCACACGCAAACUAGAAGCAAGCAUACAUUGUGUCUUACUUAUACAUACACACACUCACCAUCCAAACCUCCUCCUGUCCCAUGGUGCUCUACAAUGCGUUGACUGUAGUCUAUUUAUAUGAGAGAAGUUUGCACAUUGUUUUUUUUGUUCAUUUUGUGGGACUUUUUGUUAUUAUUAUUAUUAUUAUUAUUAUUAUUAUUAUUAUUAUUUCUAAACCAGGAAGGCCUAUCUCUCUCCCCCGUCUCUGCACAGCCUUCCUCCCCCUCUAUCUCAGUAGGGUCUUUGUCCUCGCUGGUGACUUAACAUCUGCUUAUGCUAUCACAGUUGCCACAAAAAAAAAGAAAUGCAAACGGUUAGAAUAGAGCGUUUUUUUAGACCGACCACUAUGCUUCAAGAAGGGUUUGGAAGUUUUCCUUCCUUCUCUCACCAUCUCUUCCCUUGUCUCUGCAGUACAGUAUGUCAUGGGGUGGGAGGUGAAGUCAGAGAGAAACAGGGUUUGGUCACAUUUACGUUUAUUUGCCUGCCAUGAGCCCAGAUAUUAUCCUCCCUUUGUAACUCUGAAGGUUGCAUCAGAGAAUAAAGGCACCACUUUAGUUUUAAAGGAUAAUUCCACUUUAUUACAACUUCAAUCUUAUGUUCAAUGGUAAUAAUAACAUCAUGGUAGUUGCUGAGAUGUGGGAAUGUGGCUACAUUACUAAAAAAGAUGUCGAUCUUACAGCCUGAAAAUAAACCCCCAGGUAAGCCAAAUACAAUGUUUAAGACAGUCUGUCUAACAUGGGGGCUGUUUAAAUGAAUAGUUUGAUAUUUUGGGAAAUACACUUAUUUGUCCAUUUUUGUCAAAAUAACAGAUAGAAAACGUGGCUAUAAAUAUAAAUGUUGUUAUUAACAGUAACUUCAGACUACUACUGCCUUGUUUGUCCGCUUGUCCGUCUUUAUCUUGUGCACAAUAGGUCUACCUAUCUUUUUUUUUUUUUUUUUGGAAACCAUUUAAAGAGCAGUUACAGACUUUAAAGUGGGUCUCAUCCCUUAACUUUUAUUUAUGUGGCUAAUUCUCAGUGCGCUUCCUUUCUGUCAACACAAGUGCUCUGUGCUGGGUAGGAGACAAACUAAUGUUUGAUUUUAAAAAGUCAGCUCACUGUGAAAUAACACAAGAAAGAGAGCAUUCAUUGUUUCUAUGUGUGUGUGACAAAACACGGGAGAAACACAGCUUCAGAACAGGAUGUAGCAGCACAGCAGUGGCAUGGUACAGCUAAUGUACCAUGCAGUUUGAAAUGGACUUUUUACGGCUAGCUUUAUUUUGGAAGGACAAUUGAAGAUAUCUGUGGUCUAUCUGUUGUAAAUAUUGUAGCUGUGAGCACCAGGGUGGGCUCGGUCCACACAGGCUCAUGUGAACACAGACUAAUCCUCUUCAUUAAGAAACAGCAGGUGUGUGCAAAUGCUGUUCACCUCUAUGACCCCUAAACUAAACCUUGAACUCCCAGAAGCAAACACUCUCCACUCCCUUUUCAUCUCGCAAGAACAGAGAUGGGUCGAAUGGGAGUGAGGGCACAGACAAAUGUCCAUCUUAACUACUCAUUAAAUCGGUAUUAAAAAAUAUUGCAUGCAAUUUUCCUGCUGUUCCUGGCAGCCAUUGGUUUCCAUUUAUUUUGUAGAGAAUGAAAAGCUGACAGAACUCUUACAAGUAGGGGUGUGACAAUAUACCAGUGUUCAUAUAGAAAAAAAAAAUAUAUUGAUACCAUGUUUAAAUACAAUAUUUAAAUAAUAUUGUGUAAAUAAUCCAGCGCCUCUUAAAUCAUUUCCAUUUCUUUCUUUUCUCCGCUCUGUUAGUUCAUCUGGUUACCUUUUCACAGUCCAUUAGUGUAAUUGUUCUUUGUCCACCUCCCCACACUCGUGUUUUGAGGGUAAUUCAUUUGUCAAAAAAGAGACAAAAUGCACAAUAAACUCUUUUAAAUAGGAAUUAGAAUUUUAAAAUCAUUAUCGUGAAGUCUUUUGGUAACGAUAAUCUCGUAGUGACAAUCUGAUAUCAUGACAGUCUUAAACUCAAUCAAGUUUUUUAGAGUUUGCUGAUUUUUGUACUGUACAGAAAUGAAUGGAAACUAAUAGCUGCCAUGGAAACAUUCAUCAAAAUAGAAGACAAAAUAUAUUCAUCAAAGAUAAGAUCAUUUCACUUUGACCAGUUUCUUGAGUCAGGUAACUUUACCCAUAUCAUUGUGGAACGAGGAGGCAUUUCAUUGAGACACGUGCAUCACCAAUGGAAAUGAUCUCACCAUUGCUCGUUUUUCAAUAAUAAAACGAUUAAAAAGAGUUUACAAACCAACCUAAGACUGAGAGAGAGAGUAGGACCGGACCACUUUACAGUGCAACUUUAAAUGUAACUGAGGAAGGCUUAUCUGAGGCAGCAAGCGGCCAAUCUGACCAGAGGGGGUUCAGCUCACCCGGCUCAGGUUACAGAUGUGGUCGGGGAGGGUGAGGAGAGACUGGAUUUCUUUCAACUGAGACAAGGGAAGGGGGAGGGAGGCUGACCUCGUCUCCCUGAGCUUGCAAAGCUUGGAUCUCAGGAAUAAGGAGGGGUGAGAGACAGUGAGAAAGAGAAAAAGAGAGAGAGAUCGAGCGAGGACUUUGAUGGCUCUAUCUCACUGGCAACAGCUCAUGUGACCCACAUUCUCCUGCUGGCUCAACAACAGUGCUAGCCAAAGAGGAAACAUUAGCUUACUGUAGGUGACAGAUGGUUUUUUGCUUUGCUUGUAGUUCUGAAUGUACGCCAUUACAUGUUUAAAAAAGUUGAAAAGAUUAAUAUAAACUGAAUAUAUUUGAGUUGUGGACAAAACGUUUGGGGUCGUCAUCUUGGGCUUUGAUCGACAUUUCUGACAUGUUAUAGACCAAACAACUAAUCGAUUAUAACGAGACAAUAAUCAUUUGUUGCAGUCCUAGUUUAAAAAACUGCAUAUUAAUUCCAUCUGUGCCUCACAAGCAGUAGCAGUUUUGCUUCAUCUGCUUUUCUUUUGUGCCAGUCAGACUGUGUGUUGACAGGCGGUGCGGAAACACGACACUGCUGUUCUGUUACUUCACCUCCAGCUGCAGGUGCAGACAGGUUGAGGUGAGACACCUACGCACUCAGAGGUAAAGUUAGCAGGACACUUGCUGAAAGGAAGAAAAGGAAGAGCAUAAUCAGCCGUCACCAGAAGUCUGGUGAUUGAUCUGUGGCCAGUCAAUAGUGGUUGCCAGGAAACGGUGUCCUGUGUCCAUCGCUCACCUCCUAGCCAUCAGGGUUGGAGGAGAAGGAGGGGGGGGGGGGGGUUGGCGGACGUAGCUAAUCAGCGUUAAAAGCACCCCCACCCCCCUCUGCUCUCUCCUCUCCUGUUCUGCUCUUCCUUUGGCCCUACAGGCACAUCAAUGCUUAGACAGCCGAGUGUCUGGACAGGCUCAGCUAAUGUCGACUCAUUGCAGUAGACACAACGCUGUGUGUGGAGUUCUUGUUUAUCAGCCAUCCUUUUCUCCUCUGUAACCCCCAUACAGCAAGCCCACAUGGAGUUAACCACUUUAAAGUUGAAAAAGUCUAUUGUACCUGCGUUUUCUGUACUUUAAAUCACAGUUUUUUUGCGAUUCAGCAGUUUCAGAGAUUCUCUGCAGGGGGACAGUGAGGGGGAGUCAUUGUCUUAGGACAGCAAGCAGAAGAAGAAUAUUGUACGGUGUGGAAAGGAAGCCGGCCAGGCUGAUUGAUGCAUGUUUGUGUGUGUCGAGGUGUUUAGUUAAUCAGCUCUACUCCAUAAGCGAGGCCUGUUUUCUGACUGUAAAUCUCCCACACUCUCUCUAUCUCCACCCCUCCACAUACUCAGCCCAGCCCGAGGGGAUCAUAAUAACAACAAUGGCCUCUCUCACACACACACUCUCUCCUCCCCCCAUUUUCUUUCUCCCAAAUACACACACAAACACAUUAUUGUCUUCCCAACCUCACCUUCCUCCCCCCUCUCUCCUCCACCCAUUAGAAAACUAGUCCAGGCCAAGGUCAAGCGUUUUCAGAUCCACCUCUUUGUUCAGCAGCUUUGAAUACUGUGGAAGGGUUCACUUAAAAACACUGUACCUGUCAGGCUUUGAGUCUGUUGAAUGCAGACUCGGCAACAGGAUGUCACAUUCAGAUUUCAAGUUGCCAAGGCUGAACUUCUUCUAUGUUAAUGCUCUGUUUGUUUUGAAGUACAGGGCCUUGAUGCAAAGUUUAAGUAAGGUUAGGAUAUGGCUGAGCAUGUUUGAGCUUCCAUCUCCCUCAGGAUGUGUUUCUGUAAACACUGCCUGUGAAACGUUCCUCAUUCAGCUCUGCUGUUCUGUUCUUUAAACCUUUUUUGUCUUUUAUUUUAAUGAACAUCUCUGUUAAAAUCUCCACAAUCACUCAGAAGGCAGGUAUUCUUCUUGCUGUGUCUGUGCACUUUUUGUGUUCCAGCUUCCCGCGGUUGGUGUGUGUCUCUGCACUUCCUAAUAACUCAAACUCAAACUCCAAACUUCAAGAGGUCAUUGCAUCAGCCCUGUAUAAAGUCUGAACUCCACCGGAAAAAAACUAGAUCAAUAAAUAACGGACUGAGAAGAUCAAAACUAAAAGAAGUAAAAAGUAAACUGACAUACACCACGACUGUGUUCUGUUUCACUUCCACUUGGGUCAACUUUGUGGCUUAUAAUGGCUCGAACCCAAAAGAUCAUGGGUUAUCCAGAUGCUUCUCUUUUUUCCCCAGAGUGCAUCUCACCUCGCUCGUUGAACUCAUUCACUCUGAAACCAUUCAUUUUAAAUCACCACUCGGCUAACUCACCGCAGGGAUGAGACAGACAAAUGACUUUGAGCAUCUGUGUCGUCGCUCUGCCCCGGUUGAGUGCUCGGAUCGGCUCUCAUGGUGCUUAGGACAGGCAUUGAAACUGUUGAGCAGUCCACUCGAGAAAACUGUUUUCAUCCACUUACUGCAGCUACAGUAGACAGUAGAUUGUGUUGGAUUCGGUACUGGCCGUUGAUAGUGGAACCUGGCAUCUCACAUUCGGCCUCUUCAUCACUACUUGAGAAACGCUUCAGGAACUUUCUGAAAAAACUCGUCAUCACCAUCAUCCCUGACUGGGAUGAGAUACAAAAAAAAAAAAAAAGUAGCUGUCAAUCAAAACAGAUGAGGUUAUUGUUUGUCUUUGAUAAUCGUCUUUUUUUAUUUUGUGCAUUUUCUUUUCUCUCAACUUGAUAGGACAUUUCUUUUGUUUAUAACAUUCCAAUAGUGUUUUUUGAUUGCUUGAUAGUGGGGGUUUUUCUGUAGAAAAUGUAAUAUUUUAUACAUUUGUGUUGUUGUGUGAUCACCUCUAGUUGAGUGUGUUAACAAGCCAUGCUGGACAUGUACACAUUAAAAAUUGCUCUGAAAAUA
Cottoperca gobio is the source of this 8401-nucleotide messenger RNA. RefSeq names its product matrix metallopeptidase 15b (gene mmp15b). The transcript has 10 exons. Gene Ontology annotation, cellular component: extracellular matrix. Gene Ontology annotation, biological process: proteolysis; collagen catabolic process; extracellular matrix organization. NCBI's taxonomy places the organism in Eukaryota, Metazoa, Chordata, Actinopteri, Perciformes, Bovichtidae. The coding region runs from base 869 to 2857 and encodes 662 amino acids. Gene Ontology annotation, molecular function: zinc ion binding; metalloendopeptidase activity. The record is from RefSeq and is a predicted model, not a curated record.